AUGAGCGACAAAAUUAUAACAUCGCCCCGAUUCCGUUGGAGAGACCGUCUUGCCCAGCCCGACGAGAAGUCCUUUGCCGGCAAGUCCGCAACAUCUGACCAUGGAGUUGCUCCUCUCAACUAUCAUUCUCCUGCUCCUCCCAGCAGCUUUCGGCUUUUCGCCCAGACCAGACCCUCCUUGCUCCUGGGAAAAUCUUCCUCAAGUCUUCGCACUAUCUCCGUCAACAACACAAUCCUCAACUUCGCCGAAGCCGUCUACGCUGCGACACCAUCGAACAAGCAGACUUUACCUCCGCUUGCAUCUCUCCUCGCCGAAUACGAAGCCAACAUCACUCGUGCAAGUGAGGAGUAUGGACCCCAGGAUACCAUCGCCGAAGAAGUUGCGUUCGAAUCGUCAAGGCUGAGGCGUAAUGUUGAUGUUACGCUGUUUGAUCGUGUCGCUGCUUCUGGGAUGAUCGGCCACCUCAACACCUCCGUCUUGCCAGCGGCUGCUGAGACUGUUGUCUUCCGUCCUGACUUUUGGGAGUGGGCGGUGGCGGCUAGUCGAUGUGGUGCAAUCACCGUGAGUGGCUUCCUCAGCUUGUCCCUCAAUCUUCAUGGUCGCUGA
Messenger RNA from Zasmidium cellare ATCC 36951, 606 nucleotides. RefSeq lists its product as uncharacterized. The transcript has a single exon. Lineage: Eukaryota; Fungi; Ascomycota; Dothideomycetes; Mycosphaerellales; Mycosphaerellaceae. Bases 1 to 606 code for a protein of 201 amino acids. The record is from RefSeq and is a predicted model, not a curated record.